Moneuplotes crassus is the source of this 1850-nucleotide messenger RNA. The record is from the annotation of a GenBank genome assembly. Lineage: Eukaryota; Ciliophora; Spirotrichea; Euplotida; Euplotidae.
CGAGAUGGAGGAAACUAAAAAGAUUAGUUUUACUGAUGUCACAAAGAAUGCAUCAUCUCGACAUGAUCUUUCACAGCCAAUCUUAACUGAAGAUAAUGCUCCCCAAUUAGUUCAGUCAAGGAAAAGCCUUAACAUAAUGACAAAUAGGAGAUUAAGGAAGCGUUCCAGAAGGAAGAGCAAAAUUCGUAUUAAUAACCUCUGCAAAGAGCUAAAGGUUCCUAAAUAAAUCUUUGAUGAAUGCUCAUGAAUUAAUAAGAAUUUUUGAAUUAUCACCAAUUCAGGAUAUUAAGGCACUUAUUAGGACAAACCAGUUAACAAGAGCUAAAUCUAAAAAUAAAUUUAAAAAGCAGAGAAGAGUUCUUCGGAAUACUAGACGAAGUGAAAUGACUGCAGAUAUCAACCUUGAACAAGGAGUAAAGAGACUUAAUGCUUCGGAGUCAUCUAAAACUAGGCUAAGUAACAAAAACCGCUCUGAGUCACAGACAACAGAUCAAAAGUUGUCGAUAGUGCGUCAAAGAGUGCAAACAGCCAAAAGAAGAGUGAGUAGACAAACUCAGCAAACCCAGCUUAAAAUGAGCCAAAGGUACAGGAACAGGCCUCUCACAGCAAAGCAAAAUGUAAGCAUGAACAAGACUAAUGGAAGUCUUAAUGACAGAGAGGUAAAAUUAGAGACCAAGAAGUCUCUCAGUAUUUUCUCCUACCAAGAUUGGUCAUACACAGGGCAAUGGAAAGGUAAAUAAAAGACAUGGCCAAGGUACAUGUAAUUGGAACGAUGGGAAAAUCUACCAAGGCGAAUGGAGGAAUGAUAAAAUGCAUGGCCAUGGUAAAUUAAAACUACCCAAUGGCACUAUAUAUGACGGUGAAUUUGAGAACAAUGAAGCUACUGGGAAAGGCAAGAAAAUAUUCCCGGACUCCUCAGUCUAUAAAGGAUGACUUAAAAAUGGCAAAAUGAAUGGUCAGGGGAAACUCACAAUGAGAAAUGUGUCAUUUGAAGGCACCUGGAAAAAUGAUCUACCUCGUGGAAAUACGAAAUAAAGUUGGGAAAAACUUCAGCCUUUCAGGAAAUUUCAAUGGCUAUAUCCAAGUUAAUGGGUCUUUAUGAAUCAAAGAGUUUACUAAAUCUCCUUCCAAAGCCUAUCGAUAUCGUGGACAACUCAAGCAAACUCAUAUCGAUGGUAAAGGAGAGUUCAAAUGGCCUGACGGCAGACUAUAUUUUGGUGAAUUCUUCCAAGGAGCAAUGAACGGCAAGGGAAAGCUAAUAUGGACUGAUAAAUAUAAUGGAAAAGCCACUUAUAAAGGCAACUUCCUAGUUAACCAAUUUCAUGGCCCUGGACUUCUAGUAUGGAGCAAUGGUGACAUUUACGACGGACAGUUUUUAAACGGAACUUAUCAUGGAUAUGGAGAAUUCGCAUGGGCUGAUGGGAUCAAGAAGUAUAAAGGCGAGUUCGAACAUGGGAAAAUGCAAGGAGUUGGUAAGUUCGAUUAAUUUAGGAUUUGAUCGAUUACAUUGUUUUGGAUUAAAUUUUUUUCUGUAAAUUUUAUUGACACUUUUUAUUUAGGAUGCCUAAUAACUAAUCAAGGAAUUUUUAAAGGUGAAUUUAAGAACGGUUACCUAUCUGGGAAAGGAGCAGCUGCUUACAAAAAUGGGGAUGAAUACACAGGAAAUUUUUAUAACUCAAAAAUAUGAGAACCUGGCAACUACAAAACCUAUCAGCCCCCUACACAAAAAUAUGAAAACCUUAAUACAAAUCCGGCUCCUCUCAAAGUCCAAAACAAUCCUGAUCUUGAGGAAGAUGUCUAUCUCUAAAAACAUAAGCACAAAUCUAAAUCUACAUCAAGAGCAUUUUAAU